Botrytis fragariae is the source of this 2109-nucleotide messenger RNA. RefSeq names its product putative snare docking complex subunit protein. NCBI's taxonomy places the organism in Eukaryota, Fungi, Ascomycota, Leotiomycetes, Helotiales, Sclerotiniaceae. Gene Ontology annotation, cellular component: cytosol; Golgi membrane. Gene Ontology annotation, molecular function: syntaxin binding. The transcript has 5 exons. The record is from RefSeq and is a predicted model, not a curated record. The coding region runs from base 1 to 2109 and encodes 702 amino acids. Gene Ontology annotation, biological process: intracellular protein transport; endoplasmic reticulum to Golgi vesicle-mediated transport.
AUGGCAACUUCACACAACUCACUCCGGGAUCGUCAGAUCAGAUCAAUUGAGCGCAUGCUAAAUUUGAAUCAUGAGUCCCCCGAAUCCGCGAAUGCCCACGAUCAAACAUCACACACUGGAAUUGCGGUGCCAUCAGUACCUAUUCUAAAUGAAGAUGGAGAACCAAUAUGGAAGGUCUUGGUCUUUGACGAUUUAGGACGAGAUGUUAUCAGUAGUGUACUACGAGUUAGUGACUUGAGAGCUUGGGGAGUUACAAUGCAUAUGCAUAUUACAGCAAAUCGACACCCUAUUCCAGAUGUUCCAGUAUUGUAUUUGGUGGAACCUACGGAAGCCAACUUAAAGGGAAUCACCAGUGAUCUCUCGAAAGGUCUCUAUUCUCCUGCCUACAUCAACUUUCUCUCCUCGAUACCUCGCGCAUUAUUGGAAGAUUUCGCAAAGCAAACUGUGGAAGCUAGAACAUCAGAAAAUAUUGCACAAUUCUAUGAUCAAUACCUGAAUUUUAUUGUGGGAGAACCGGACCUCUUUAGUCUUGGGAUGAGAAAACAGAAUACAUAUUGGGCAUUGAACAGCGCAAAGACAAAGGAUGAGGAAUUGGACAACGUGGUUGAUAGGAUUGUCAGCGGACUCUUUAGUGUUAUGGUCACAAUGGGCGUUAUGCCAAUAAUUAGAUGUCCUCCUGGUGCAGCAGCAGAAAUGAUCUCUGCCAAACUCGAUCGAAAAUUAAGAGACCAUGUCCUAAAUUCAAAAGAUAAUCUGUUCUCUGGCCCCGCCAAUCGUCAAUCUACUAUCGCGCCCUCUGCUCGACCUGUUCUUAUCAUACUUGACCGAAACGUUGAUUUAAUUCCUAUGCUGUCGCAUUCCUGGACAUAUCAGUCACUCGUACAUGAUGUUCUCAAAAUGAAGUUAAAUCGAAUUACCGUCGAGACACCAAUAGAUGAGGAGAAUCCUGCAAAGGGCACAACUAAAAAGGCCUACGAUUUGAAUGCGAAUGACUUUUUCUGGGCAAAGAAUUCCGCUGUGCCGUUUCCACAGGUAGCGGAAGAUAUUGAUGCAGAAUUAAUGCGAUACAAGGCCGAUGCAACUGAUAUAACGAAGAAGACAGGUGCUUCUUCCAUAGAAGAUCUCCAAAAUGAUACGAGUGCUUCAGCACAACAUCUGAAGGCUGCCAUUACCUUACUUCCCGAAUUGAGAGAACGAAAAGCUGUGCUAGAUAUGCACAUGAAUAUAUUAGCUGGACUUUUGACCGGCAUAAAGGAUCGACAAUUGGAUAACUUCUAUCAAAUGGAAGAAAAUAUCAUGAAGCAAACAAAAGCGCAAAUGCUUGAGGUUAUAAAUGAUGCAGAUAAAGGCAAAGAACCAACAGAUAAAUUGAGAUUAUUUAUCAUCUGGUACUUAAGUACCGAACAAGAAAUCACGAGGGCUGAGAUGGACAAAUUUGAAGAGUCAUUGAAGACUGCAGGUGCUGACACUACAUCUCUAGCAUAUGUCAAACAAGUUCGCACCACAACCCGAAUGACGAUGCUCACUACAGCUCCUACCCCUGCUUCUCAACCACCAAGUACAUCCGGCGAUCUUUUCCGUGGUCUCUCUUCCAUUUCUUCUCGCCUCACCACAUCCCUUAAAGAAACUGGUAUUACCACCAAUUUCGAUAAUUUAAUAUCCGGAGUAAAGAAUUUUCUUCCCGCAAACCGUGAUCUUACUGUCACAAAAAUCACAGAAUCAAUUAUGGAUCCUCAAUCCGCUUCUAGUUCCGCAAUAGCAAAAACAGAAGAUUAUCUUUACUUUGACCCUAGAUCCGCAAAUGCAAGGGGUACCGUACCACCAGCAAGCGCGAGCAGAAGAAAUGAAAUGCCAGGAAGUCUACAAGGACCGGGUAUUACACCAAGUUUCGGUAUGCGUAGACAAGGGUUUAGUGAAGCAAUUGUUUUUACUGUUGGUGGGGGUAGUAUGGACGAAUAUGGAAAUUUACAGGAGUGGACGAGAAGGGUUAAUAAGGAGGGUGGGGGAGGAAUGGGGAAGAGAAGAGUGGUUUAUGGAAGUACGGAGUUGGUUAAUGCGGAGGAAUUUUUGAGCGGGGAAUUAGGAAUGCUGGGUGGUGAAUGUUUGUAG